Molecule: messenger RNA, 1382 nt
Organism: Manduca sexta (tobacco hornworm)
Lineage: Eukaryota; Metazoa; Arthropoda; Insecta; Lepidoptera; Sphingidae
Gene: Urod
Product: uroporphyrinogen decarboxylase
Exons: 7
Coding region: 232-1308 (358 amino acids)
Biological process (GO): heme biosynthetic process
Cellular component (GO): cytosol
Molecular function (GO): uroporphyrinogen decarboxylase activity
Source: RefSeq, a predicted model, not a curated record
CAACUGGGUUCUGACAGCUGUCAUCAAAGCUUGUCACUGUUAAAUGUCAUGUCAAACUAUUUGUUGAAACAGCUGAUUAGCAUUUUUGCCUAGUUUGCAUUUAAUAUUAUUUCAACAACUGUGGCCUUCAAUUACGGUAACAAAAUCAUUUUUGUUAUAAGAAGUCUGCUUAUAAUAAACGGGUAUAUUAUUAUCUCUAAACUUCGUAGUUACAGUAAUUACAUUACGGAGAUGGAGUCAUCAAAGACCGAUUUUCCAGUUUUAAAAAACGAUAGACUCCUUCGUGCAGCGCUUGGUAAGGAAGUGGAUAAAGUUCCUGUAUGGGUUAUGCGACAGGCCGGUAGAUAUUUGCCAGAAUUCCAAGAAGUACGAGCCAAACAUGACUUCUUCACAGUCUGUCGCACCCCAGAGCUGGCGUGCGAGGUUACGCUCCAACCACUCCGAAGAUACGAUCAUUUAGAUGCAUCAAUAAUUUUCAGUGACAUACUUGUUAUACCUCAAGCACUUGGGAUGACUGUAGAAAUGCACCCAGGCGUGGGACCUGUUUUCCCAAAACCCCUGCAAGAUCCAUCUGAAAUAGAUUCUCUGCAAGAAAAAGGCGCUGUUGCUAGGCUGGAGUAUGUUGGGGCUGCAAUCACAUUGACUCGGCAUAGAAUUAAUGGAAAAGUACCUUUAAUAGGGUUCACUGGAGCUCCGUUUACAUUGAUGGGUUACAUGAUCGAAGGUGGCGGGAGUAAGACAAUGAGCAAGACAAAAGAGUGGCUUCAAAAGCAUUCAACUGAUGUGCAUAAACUCUUAAGACUUCUUACAAAUGUUAUUAUAGAUUACUUAGUUAUGCAGGUUGUAAGUGGGGCUCAGUUGCUACAAGUAUUUGAAUCAUCAGCGGACCAUCUUACUAGAGAACAGUUUAUUGAAAUAUCAGCACCAUAUUUAAAAGACAUAAGGGAUGGAGUUAGAAGAAAGCUUACAGAAAAAUCAUUAGAACAAGUGCCUAUGACAAUUUUUGCCAAAGGUGCCGGAUAUUCCUUAGACAUACAAGCACAGAUGGGAUAUGAAACAAUUGGAUUAGAUUGGACAGUAGACCCUGUGGAAGCUAGAAAGAUUGUGGGUGACAAUAUAACACUGCAAGGCAAUCUCGAUCCCCAAGAUCUAUACAAAAAACCAGAAGAUAUAAAAGCUAUGACAAUCGAUAUGGUGCGGAAAUUUGGCAAACACAGGUACAUCGCCAAUUUGGGACAUGGAAUCACUCCUCAAACGCCCUUGGAAAGCAUGACUGCGUUCACAGAGGGCGUACAUGAAGCAUUUUAAAACAUUAUGUAUUACAUUACAAUAUUUUUGGUUUUUGUUAUGGUUGGGAAUAAAAAAUGAAUAUGUUUAUUAAA